Molecule: messenger RNA, 2772 nt
Organism: Echinops telfairi (small Madagascar hedgehog)
Lineage: Eukaryota; Metazoa; Chordata; Mammalia; Afrosoricida; Tenrecidae
Gene: HNF1B
Product: HNF1 homeobox B
Exons: 9
Coding region: 156-1832 (558 amino acids)
Biological process (GO): liver development; regulation of transcription by RNA polymerase II; pancreas development
Cellular component (GO): nucleus
Molecular function (GO): RNA polymerase II cis-regulatory region sequence-specific DNA binding; DNA-binding transcription factor activity, RNA polymerase II-specific
Source: RefSeq, a predicted model, not a curated record
GGAGGAGACUCCGGGACCCCGGGGAGCAACAGGUGGUAGGAGGCUGAAGGGUGGAGGGGUUCCUGGACUUGGGGUUCGCUGGUGAAAGUCCCCCUCCACCCUCCUCUGUGGCACCCACCCAUCCCCUGAACCCCUUCUGUUCGCGUCCUUGGAAAAUGGUGUCCAAGCUCACUUCGCUCCAGCAAGAACUCCUGAGCGCGCUGCUGAGCUCCGGGGUCACCAAGGAGGUGCUGGUCCAGGCCCUGGAGGAGUUGCUGCCAUCCCCGAACUUCGGGGUGAAGCUGGAGACACUGCCCCUGUCCCCUGGCAGCGGGGCCGAGCCCGACACCAAGCCGGUCUUUCAUACGCUCACCAACGGCCACGCCAAGGGCCGCCUGUCCGGGGACGAGGGCUCUGAGGACGGCGACGACUAUGACACCCCUCCCAUCCUCAAGGAGCUACAGGCGCUCAACACCAAGGAGGCGGCGGAGCAGCGAGCCCAGGUGGACCAGAUGCUCAGUGAGGACCCUUGGAGGGCUGCCAAGAUGAUCAAGGGCUACAUGCAGCAGCACAACAUCCCCCAGCGGGAAGUGGUUGAUGUCACAGGCCUGAACCAGUCUCACCUCUCCCAGCAUCUCAACAAGGGCACUCCUAUGAAGACCCAGAAGCGCGCUGCACUGUACACCUGGUACGUCAGAAAGCAACAGGAGAUCCUUCGACAAUUCAACCAGACAGUCCAGAGUUCUGGAAAUAUGACAGACAAAAGCAGUCAGGAUCAGCUGCUGUUUCUCUUUCCAGAAUUCAGUCAACAGAGCCAGGGGCCUGGGCAGUCCGAUGACACCUGCUCUGAGCCCACCAACAAGAAGAUGCGCCGCAACCGGUUCAAAUGGGGGCCCGCAUCCCAGCAAAUCUUGUACCAGGCCUACGACCGGCAAAAGAACCCCAGCAAGGAAGAGAGGGAGGCCUUAGUGGAGGAGUGUAACAGGGCAGAAUGUUUGCAGCGAGGUGUCUCCCCAUCCAAAGCUCAUGGUUUGGGCUCCAACCUGGUCACUGAGGUCCGUGUCUACAACUGGUUUGCAAACCGCAGGAAGGAAGAGGCAUUCCGGCAGAAGCUGGCCAUGGAUGCCUAUAGCUCCAACCAGACACACAGCCUAAACCCUCUGCUGUCCCACGGCUCCCCCCACCACCAGUCCAGUGCCUCUCCACCCAACAAGCUGUCAGGAGUGCGCUACAGCCAGCAGGGAAACAACGAAGUCCCGUCCUCCUCGACCAUCAGUCACCAUGGCAACAAUGCCAUGGUGACCAGCCAGUCAGUUUUACAGCAAGUCUCCCCAGCCAACCUGGACCCAGGCCACAAUCUCCUCUCACCUGAUGGUAAAAUGCAGAUCUCUGUCUCAGGAGGAGGUUUGCCCCCUGUCAGCACCUUGACGAAUAUCCACAGCCUGUCCCACCACAAUCCCCAGCAAUCUCAAAACCUCAUCAUGACCCCCCUCUCCGGAGUCAUGGCCAUUGCACAAAGCCUCAACACCUCUCAAGCUCAGAGCGUCCCUGUCAUCAACAGUGUGGCCAGCAGCCUGGCCGCCCUGCAGCCCGUCCAGUUCUCUCAGCAGCUGCACAGCCCGCACCAGCAGCCCCUCAUGCAGCAGAGCCCGGGUAGCCACAUGGCCCAGCAGCCCUUCAUGGCCGCCGUGACACAGCUGCAGAGUUCCCACAUGUACGCCCACAAGCAAGAACCCCCUCAGUAUUCCCACACCUCCCGGUUCCCAUCUGCGAUGGUGGUCACAGAUACCAGCAGCAUCAGUACCCUCACCAACAUGUCUUCCAGUAAACAGUGUCCUCUCCAAGCCUGGUGAUGCCCACACAUCGUUCACUGUGUGCAAAGCAACAAGGAUCCUUUUUUCCACCCAUCACCCUCCGGGAAGUUGUCAUGGGAAAGCCCAGUGACCUGACAGGCAUCUCCGAGAGGUCCCAGCUUACCUGACAUCCUGCUGGCAUCUCAGACAAUCCCCUCUUGGGAGGCCCAGCCUGAAGCCUAGCUUCCCUUCUAUGCAGUAUUGCCACGAUGCCUCUCCCAACUCCUGUCUGUCCUAGACAAGGGAGACAAGAGACCGUGGAAGAGGAAGAGAGAAAGCCGUGAUGUCUACGUGACGCUCCUUCAUCGAACAAACUCAUGAGAAAACUUGAAUCUGUUACUGAAACGAGGAGAAGAGGGACCCGUGCUAGUGAACUGAGCCAAACACACUCACUAUAAAUAUCAGCCAACUCUUCCCCGUCGCCCGGCCCUGUCCCAAAUGAUCGUGAGAUUUCUUUUAAAGAAGUAAAUUUGUCCAAUGGGUGUAAAUUAUAAACUACUGUAAUUAAGUGCAAUUGCCCCUCGACUUCCUCUCCCUUCUGCCCUGUAUAUAAUACGAAAGUGUUUAUUAGUUUUCUUUGUAAAGGUCAGCGUUGUACUUCUAAAAGCGAUCUGCGCCCUCUCGCUUCCCCCAUGAAGAAAUACCCAAACCCAAGUGAAGUCGGUUGCCCCUCCCUCAGGCCUGGACACGCAGAGUAACCACACAUGGGAGACGGACGGCCAGCCACCUCCAGUCGCCUGCCGUUGACACAUCCCUCCCGGUCCCCGAGGGGCUGCAUCUAGGGGCAGAGUAUCCGGUAUCCGUCCAGCUUCCUGCCAAAGCGCCUCCAAGAAACCCCGGGGGACGGGAACCUGACGAUUUGGUAGCAAAAGGAAGCGCUGCCCUUUCAGAAAGCCCCUCCACCCCCCACCCCCUAUUAAAACCAUCUAUUUUAUCACCA